AGCGGCUUCUACAUCGCCCUCGGCACGGUCGCUGCCUCCAUAUUCUUCUACUCGGUCUCGCGAACGGGCGAGGACGGCAAGCCAUCGGCCAUCCACAGGGCCCUGGAGCAGUGGGCAGACCUGAAGGACAAGUGGGAAGUCAGGAACCAGCUUACCACGGCGGCUGUGGAGCAGGCAGGUCGCGACAAGAACAUCUUCAUCAACGCCCCGAGAAAUACACACUAUGAGCUCAGGCAUCCCGAGGCCUUUCAACACGGGUCGCCAUUCAACGUGCCUGCUGGCCACUACGUGAACAUGGACAAGGUGGUGGCACACUACAGGAAGCAGCAUCUCGACGAAGAGGAGCGCAAGGCCAAGAAUCUGGCGGCGGCUGAGUAG
Molecule: messenger RNA, 378 nt
Organism: Lasiosphaeria miniovina
Lineage: Eukaryota; Fungi; Ascomycota; Sordariomycetes; Sordariales; Lasiosphaeriaceae
Exons: 2
Cellular component (GO): mitochondrion
Source: RefSeq, a predicted model, not a curated record